Molecule: messenger RNA, 3777 nt
Organism: Culicoides brevitarsis
Lineage: Eukaryota; Metazoa; Arthropoda; Insecta; Diptera; Ceratopogonidae
Product: anoctamin-4
Exons: 15
Coding region: 1-3777 (1258 amino acids)
Biological process (GO): chloride transmembrane transport
Cellular component (GO): plasma membrane
Molecular function (GO): chloride channel activity; protein dimerization activity
Source: RefSeq, a predicted model, not a curated record
AUGGGACAAAAAUGGAAUUUACCCGAAGACAAAAAUAUCAAUUUCGGCAAAAUCGGUAAUUACAGAGGUUGGACCUUUUCAUCUCUUGCGUGUGCCAAAAUCGAUCGCCUAAGCAAUCCCUCUAGCUUGUUAAUGCGCCACAGCUCUGAAAACAUUCAGCAACAUCUACGACCAUUUACAGCCACCACAAUCACAAGAAACACACCGAGUGACCGCAAUAAUAACCACGUCGAAGGUGUCAACGUGAAUAGUGACACCAUUUUAUCACUACUCAACUCCCAUACCGCGCGUAAUUCCGUAAAUAAUCAUAGCAAUCAGUAUCUGAACAUUAAUAGGAGAUCUGUGUCGUCGCCGGUUUCCGGUAAAUUGGGAAGGGAAUUGAGUGUGGCGAGUGUCAAUGCGUUGUACGAGGAGUAUUGCACGUCGGCCGAUAAAAAUGUGAUAAAAUUGUACAAUCAGGAGCACCAGAGAUCAAUGCAUAGAUUAAAUAGUGAAAGUGAAAAUCGCAAAGGAACUCCAAUUCCCGAAGAAAUUACCGCGAGAGACAGUGCAGCGAUAAAUAACGCGAAAAAUGAGUCGCUCAUGGAAGACUUGGACGACAUAAUCGAAAGUCCAAAGUUGUCAAAUAAUUCGCGAUAUCCUGUGAAAAAUGAUACAAAUAUUUGGAUUAACACGUCGACAGCAAGCGACGAAACUGUGGCAGCCGACUCCAGUGUGUUGAUGGGACAAAAAAGUACUGAUAGUGAUCCUUUUGGUGCCAAAAUAAUUGCCGAGGAGCAUCCUCUUGGAACGCCUUUGAGUUUCGACGCCGCCAUGCUGACCGAAACGGAGCUCAAUUCCGUCAACAACAGCAAGACGCUGGUGAAAGAUCAGCAAAUUACCCAGUCAUUUCUCAUAAAUGAACGCCAAAAAAACGAAAUGGAAAAAAUGGAUCCGCCAAAGGAGGAUUCGACGUCGCAGCGAAACAACAGUGCACGAUCAAAGCAAAGCACCUCAAAGUCAAAUCAUUUUUCGCUGAAACAUUACAUGAGCAACAACAAUCGGAAAGUUAGUGAUUCGAGUAGGAAGCAAAGUAAUUCGAGUGAGGGCCUCGAUCCCGAAUCCCUCAUGUUCCGUGAUGGCCGUCGCAAAAUCGACAUGGUCCUGUGCUACGAGGAGGAAGAAGAGGGCGUCAUGACCGAACAAGAAGCCAUUCGCCGCGAACAACGUCGCGUUUUCCAGGAGAAUCUCAUCAAGGAAGGCCUGGAAAUCGAAAUUGAGCCGCGCACAAUGUCCUUCGACGAGAAAACGUCCUUCGUGAAAAUCCACAUUCCGUGGCGCGUCGAGAACCGUUAUGCCGAAGUGAUGAACUUGAAACUUCCUGUAAAGCGCUUCAUAACAAUCAGUGUCAAGGCAUGGGACGAGGAGAAGGAAACGCGACAAUGGCGCAUCAUGCUCAAGAAAUACUGGAACAUGUUUCGCGAGUUUCGCAGUUAUGACAAGAAAAAAAUCGAAAAUGAGCCGUCAUUUUGGACCGCAACGGAGGGCGGUGUGCCCGAGGAGAUGUUUAUCGUGAAGGAUCGCAUGACGCAUUUUACGAGUGCGCAACGCAGCAUGAUCGUUAUGCAAAUUUUACUUCGUACGAGGUUUGAUGACACCGAAAGAGUUGGCAUCCGUCGAUUACUGAAUGACGCGACGUACGUUGCUUGUUUCCCGUUGCACGAAGGCCGUUACGAUCGAAAUCACUCGACCGGUCAAAUGUUCGAUCGACGAAUCUUGUAUCUCGAGUGGGCACGACCCUCGAAGCUGUACAAGAAGCAACCUUUGUGCCUCGUUCGCAAAUAUUUCGGGGAUAAAAUUGGAUUUUACUUUUGUUGGCUGGGAUUUUACACAAAAAUGCUGUAUUUUCCGGCAAUUGUUGGAACUUUGUGUUUCCUUUAUGGCCUGUUAACGAUGUCGUCCGUCGAUAAUACACCGAGCAAGGAGAUUUGCGACAAGGAAGGUGUGGGAAACAUCACUUUGUGUCCUCUUUGUGACAAAGCAUGCAGUUAUCAGCUGUUGGUCGACUCGUGUCUCUUUGCGCGCUUGACUUACCUCUUUGACAAUCCAUCGACAGUAUUUUUUGCAAUCUUCAUGUCGUUUUGGGCGACAACAUUUCUGGAGCUGUGGAAACGAAAACAAUCAGUAUUAGUGUGGGAAUGGGAUCUCCAAGGCACGGAAAGUGACGAAGAACCGAGACCAGAAUUUGAAACUUCAGUCAAGACGUUCCGAAUCAACCCGGUGACGCGAGAAAAGGAGCCUUACAUGCCAUUUUGGUCCAAAGCAUCUCGUUACGUACUGAGUGCCAGUGGCGUGCUUUUUAUGAUUUCCGUCGUCCUGGGAGCCGUCUUGGGCACAAUUAUCUAUCGGAUUUCGCUGGUUUCUGUGAUAUAUGGUGGCGCCGGAUGGUUUAUCAAAACACACGCUAAAUUAUUCACCACAAUGACUGCUGCCUUAAUUAAUCUUAUCAUUAUCAUGUUACUAACGCGAGUGUAUCAUCGCAUAGCUAUUUACCUAACAAAUUUAGAAAAUCCACGAACGCAAACGGAAUACGAGGACUCGUACACGUUCAAGAUAUUUUUCUUCGAAUUUAUGAACUACUACUCCUCGCUCAUCUACAUUGCGUUCUUCAAGGGACGAUUUUACGAGCAUCCAGGUGAUGCGGUGGCCAGGAAGAGUGAAUUUUAUCGAUUAAAAGGGGACAUUUGUGAUCCGGCGGGAUGUUUGAGUGAACUUUGUAUCCAACUUGCAGUCAUUAUGGUUGGCAAACAGACUUGGAAUAACAUCAUGGAGUACAUUUAUCCUACGGUCAAUAAUUGGCUUCGACAACGUCGCCACAAGCAACUCACGAAAGACGCAUCACAUCUGCACAUGGCGUGGGAACAAGACUACCACUUGCAAGAUCCUGGUCGUUUGGCUUUGUUUGACGAAUAUCUGGAAAUGAUCCUUCAAUAUGGCUUUGUUACGUUAUUUGUGGCAGCUUUUCCAUUAGCUCCUCUCUUCGCUUUGUUAAAUAAUGUGGCAGAAAUUCGUUUGGAUGCGUACAAGAUGGUGACACAAGCUCGAAGACCCUUAGCUGAGAGGGUAGAAGACAUUGGAGCGUGGUAUGGAAUAUUAAGGUCGAUCACAUACAUCGCCAUUGUCUCAAACGCAUUCGUGAUCGCGUAUACGAGUGAUUUUAUCCCGCGCAUGGUCUACAAGUACGUUUAUUCGCCCCAUAAUGAUCUCACGGGUUACAUUAUGCACUCGUUAUCAGAGUUCAACACCUCUGAUUAUCGCGAAGAAUGGGGUUUAAAGACGCAAACAGAUCCCGAAGUUUGUUUUUAUCGCGGCUACCGAAAAUCCUUCAACGAAACCGACGACCGUUACGGACUCAGUCCGCAAUAUUGGCAUGUUUUUGCGGCCCGUUUGGCAUUCGUUGUCGUUUUCGAGCACGUUGUCUUCAUUCUCACGGGCAUCUUUCAACUCUUGAUACCCGACAUUCCCGUGGAAGUCAAGACACAAAUGCAGCGCGAACAGUUGCUGGCCAAAGAAGCAAAAUACCAGCAUGGCUUGAAGAAAUCCAAGGAGACGGAAUACACGGAACUCAUUAAUGCGCUGCGGGAACAGAAUAAUAACAGUCGCCAGGGAACAGGUCUCAAAGGUUCGUGGGCACGCAGAUUGAGCCGGUUGUCGCAGUCCGAUAGCUUGGAUGCGCAUGUGGAGGUGUCGAAUCGUCAAAGAAGGUCGAUGGAGUCGACCGUGUGGGAAGAUCCCUAG